AUGAUUCUUUCAACUUUACGUGGCAAAAACUUUAUCAAAACUUCCUCCAGCUCCUUGAAUUUUGCUCAAUUUUCCAAAAAUCAGCGUCGAUUUGUGAGUAAGGAGUUAAGGCAUGGAACUGAGUGCAGACAGGGUCUCUUGGCUGGUUGUAAUCAACUUGUUGACGCUGUGAGUGUAACAUUGGGUCCAAAGGGUAGGAAUGUCAUAAUUUCUUCUUCUUUUGGUCCUCCAAAGAUAACAAAGGACGGUGUUACAGUUGCCAAGUCAGUUGAACUUCCUGAUAAGCUUGCUAACAUGGGUGCACAGCUUAUCAAGCAAGUGUCAUCAAAUACAAAUGACAAGGCCGGUGAUGGAACUACCACUGCCGCAGUUCUUGCCAGAGCAAUCUUCAAAAGGGGUUGUAAACUUGUUGAUUCUGGUCUUAAUCCUAUGGAUCUUCUUCGAGCUAACUGUCAUAUACUGAGUAGUAUAAAUAUGAUUAUAGGUAUAAAUGUAGCAAUUGAUAAGGUGACUGUAUUUCUGGAUGGAUUAAAAAGAGAAGUAACAACUGAUGAAGAUAUUAUGAAUGUUGCUACCAUAUCAGCUAAUGGUGAUAAAGUUGUUGGGAAACUCAUUACUGACGCAAUGAACAAAGUUGGUAAAGAUGGUACAAUAACAGUAGUUGAGGGUAAGACAUUAAAUCAUGAGUUGGAAGUUGUUGAGGGUAUUAAGUGGGACAAGGGUUACAUAUCUCCACAUUUUGUAACGAAUGUAAAGGACAUGAAAGUUGAAUUUGACCGUCCUUACAUACUCCUUUGUAAUGAAAAGGUUUCUAACAUCAAGACAAUUCUACCCAUUCUUGAACAUGUGUUACAACAACAAGCACCACUACUUAUUGUCUCAGAAGAUGUCGAUGGUGAUGCACUUGCAAUGUUAAUUGUUAAUAAAUUAAGACUUGGUAUUAAAGUCUGUGCUGUUAAAGCUCCAGGAUUUGGUGAACAUAGAAAAUCAACAUUAUUGGACAUAGCUGAGAUUACUGGAGCUACAGCUUUGGGUGAUGACAACAAUUAUAUGUCUUCUGAGGAGGAUUUCGUUUCAUAUUUGGGCAGGGCUAAGAGUGUUACUGUGACUAAGGAUCACACUAUUAUCGUCGAGGGCUUGGGAGAUAAGGAAAGAAUUGAACAGCGUUGUGAAGGUAUCAGGACACUUAUUAAUACCACUGAUUCUGAAUAUGAAAAGGAUAAACUUAAAGAACGAUUAGCAAGAUUAACUGGUGGUGUAGCUAUUAUUAAGGUUGGAGGAGCAAGUGAAGUUGAAGUAAAUGAAGUUAAAGACCGAGUUGAAGACGCACUUUGUGCCACUAAAGCUGCGGUUGAAGGUGGAAUAGUGCCUGGAGGUGGAACGGCAUUGUUUUAUGCUACAAAAGUAUUGGAUGAGCUUAAGACGGAAAAUUAUGACCAGAAAAUGGGCGUUGAUAUUGUUAGAGAGUCAAUUAAGGAACCUUUGAAACAAAUCGUCUCAAACGCUGGCUUUGAAGGCUCUGUAAUCGCCGAUACUCUACUCAAAAAUAACGAUCACUCUUAUGGAUUCAAUGCACAAACUGGUCAAUUCUGCAAUAUGCUCACUGAAGGAAUAUUGGAUCCAACAAAAGUGGUAAAGACGGCACUUACAGAUGCGGCAUCAGUGGCAUCAUUGAUGACAACUUCAGAGGUGGCGAUUUUCGACUCAAAACAGGAAAAACCAGAAGAAACACCUUCAAAUGCCAUGUAUUAA
Theileria annulata is the source of this 1752-nucleotide messenger RNA. RefSeq names its product chaperonin (HSP60), putative. The coding region runs from base 1 to 1752 and encodes 583 amino acids. The transcript has 7 exons. Gene Ontology annotation, biological process: protein refolding. Lineage: Eukaryota; Apicomplexa; Aconoidasida; Piroplasmida; Theileriidae. The record is from RefSeq and is a predicted model, not a curated record. Gene Ontology annotation, molecular function: ATP-dependent protein folding chaperone; ATP binding.